Molecule: messenger RNA, 3959 nt
Organism: Larimichthys crocea (large yellow croaker)
Lineage: Eukaryota; Metazoa; Chordata; Actinopteri; Sciaenidae
Gene: slc52a3-1
Product: solute carrier family 52 member 3-1
Exons: 4
Coding region: 1099-2436 (445 amino acids)
Biological process (GO): riboflavin transport
Cellular component (GO): plasma membrane
Molecular function (GO): riboflavin transmembrane transporter activity
Source: RefSeq, a predicted model, not a curated record
CUAUGAAACAGAGGCCUUAUCUGUCGAGUCAUGGACUCCAUGGACUCAAUAAAACCUCUGAAGGUGUCUGACACCAACAGCACACAGUGCAUGUUGGUUCACUGGAAAGUUUCUGCUGCAAUAAAUGGAACUGAACCUUAUUAGUAUCAUUGAAAACAGCUGCUGCUGUUGUCUAUUUGGAGGCCAAAAGUCAACACCCUGAACUCUGCCACUGCUUUGUGGCACAUUAUCCUGUUGAAAGAGGCCAUCAGGGAAUACAGUUUCCAAGAAAGGGUGUACAAAUCCACGUGAUGUAAAAGAAACCAUCAUUCAUCAAACCAUGCCACCUUCUUCUCUUGCUCUUUGGUCCAGUCCUGAUGCUCCCAUGCCCACUGUUGGAUAGGGGUCAACACAGGCACCCUAACUGGCCAACAGACUGUGAUGCAUGCGAUGUGUUCUGACUCCUUUCCAUCAGAACCAGCAUUUACUUUUUCAACAAUUCAAAGAGCUGCAGUAGCUCGUCUGUUGGUCGGACCACAUGGGCCAGCCUUCGCUCCCCAUGUGAAUCAAUGAGUCUUGGCUGCCCAUGACACUUUAGUGAUCUUUAGUUUACUGUCACCCACUGACAGGUGCCUUGAUAACAAGAGGUGUCAGAUCACAAGCUGCAUCUUGUGCCUCAAGGCCUGCAGGGGGCAUUGCAGAGCUGAGGCCGUCAAAAACAACUUACCGCAGCACAUUCAGUGUUUCUGCUGGAGCAGGUGAAUGUAGGUGAACAACAAUGUCAUGACACACUGCAGUGCUGACUUGACCCAAUUAAGAGGUGGAUGCAGUAAAGACAGAUCAGUGGAUAAAGACACUGCCCUCUGUUAUCCAGUGGAGUUGAUCAACUGCCGGGUUGGACUCUGACCUACCCAGAAGCCAUGUGAUUCCCAUCAGUGUGUGUGUGUCAGAAUAGCGUGAGGAAGUGUGUCUCUAACCUCUAUGUAAGAUGACAGCAAGUCCUUUUCAACGCCUCGAGGGACUGAACAAACUCGUAUGACACACAGCAGAGGUGGAUCCAUUUUGGGGGACGUCUUCUUCUUCUUCUUCAGACUUUCUGUGGACUGAUCCGGCUGCAGCAUGGCUCUGCUGAUCCAUCUGCUGGCCUGUGCCUUUGGUCUGGGCUCUUGGGUGGCGGUGAACGGUCUGUGGGUGGAACUGCCACUCAUCGUCAACACUCUCCCGGAGGGCUGGGAGCUCCCUUCUUACCUGACUGUCAUCAUCCAGUUGGCCAACCUUGGACCUCUGUUGGUCACCCUCAUGCACAAACUGUGCCCGGGUCGUCUUAAAGAGAAGGUUGUGAUUUACUCCAUCCUCUCCAUUGGGAUCGUCUCCUGCGUCUUGCUCGCCUUCUUCUGGGACAAGACGACGAUAGUGGCCGGGGCGUCACGCAGCACUGCCUUCUUCAUCAUCACCUUCUUCCUCUCUCUGGUGGACUGCACCUCCUCUGUUACCUUCCUGCCUUUCAUGAUGCAGCUUCCAGCUAAAUAUGUCACCACGUACUUUAUUGGCGAAGGGCUGAGCGGUUUCAUUCCUGCUGUAGUCGCUCUGGCACAAGGUGUGGGCAUCGCCAAAUGUGUCAACUCCUCUGAGGGAAACCACACAAGCGGGGACAUGUGGUCAAUACAUACGGUGUAUCUUCCUCCCAACUUUUCCACCGAGGUGUUUUUCUUCUUCCUAGCACUCAUGAUGUGCGUAAGCUUGGCUGCUUUCAUCGCACUGAACAGGCUUCCUCGGACAUACGAGCUGUCGACCGAAAACCUUGUGCCAGACACUGUGGCAUCUGUCAGCUCCGGCCUGGACAACCCUGGAGCAGAGACUGAUGGGAAGGGUGUGAAAUGUCAGGCUGAGGGGGAAGCCCAGAGCAAGCUUCUGCAGGCCAGAUCUAAACACUCCGUGUACCAGAUGACAUUCAUCUACUUUCUGGUGGUUUGGGCUAAUGCUGCCACCAAUGGCCUGCUGCCCUCUGUGCAGACGUACUCCUGUAUGCCCUACGGCAACCUGGCCUAUCACCUUUCUGCUGCUCUGUCGUCAGUGGCUAACCCACUAGCGUGCACCAUUGCAAUGUUCUUCCAAAAAAGGUCGCUCGUCUUUCUUGGCGCGCUGACAGUGUUGGGCACAGGGUUUGGCAGCUAUAACAUGGCUAUGGCAGCUAUGAGUCCGUGUCCUUUGCUUCAAGGAUCUGCGGUGGGAGAGACGAUCAUCGUGCUCUCGUGGCUCUUCUUCACCGGGACGCUCACUUACGUCAAAGUGAUGGUCGGUGUUAUCCUGAGAGACCGGAGCCACAUCGCCCUGGUCUGGUGUGGUGCUGCGUCACAGAUGGGCUCGCUCGUCGGCUCGGUCACCAUGUUCCCGUUGGUGAACGUGUACCAACUGUUUAAAUCGGGAGACUUCUGCAACACGAAAUGUCCUUUAUGACGACUGAUCUGAGAGCUACAGGACCGAGGAGGCUGGAGACGCUCCUAGUUUGAUGAAUACCGCUCUCUUGUCUGAGGUGGGAGUUAAUUAGUGUAGCUUAGCCUAAAGACUGGAGGCAGUGGCUAGCCUAGCUUUGUCCAAAGGUAACUUAUUUUUACAUUUCAGUAUUGGCAUUAAGCAAGCAAGUUUAAACAUGGCUUUUAGUGGCACGAGUAAACAAAUACUUUAAGCAUAGAUCGAGGCUAACUGUUUCCAGUCUUUAUGCUGCCCACAUCUCGUCUUUCUCUCAACAUAAAAAACAAAAUGUGUUUCCCGAAAUGUCAAACUACUCCGAGGUUCUUCUCUAGGACCUCCAUUAUUCAUCCUUUUUAUUUUUAAGAAGUGAUGUUUUUAUCAUUUUAAAGCCACGUUUGCACUUUUUAAUUUAUCACCGUUUGUGUCAAAGUUCUUCGAUAGACUAUGUAUGAUGGGAAAAUAUAUUAACUUGCAUAAAUAUUAAAUAUUUAGUUCAGAUCCAGGUACUUUUUUUCAAUUCUAAUUGUUUUUGUCCACUAGAUGGCACAAGCACGCUUCUGUAUGUCAGCACCUGUCGUCACAUUCAUGCAGGUGCUCAGUGACCACAAAUCCUGACACAUGAAAUAUAUUCAUGCAUGUAUCUAAUAAAAAAGCUAAUAAAAAGAGGCUGUCCAUGCAUUUUAUCACUGUGAAUAUGACAAACAGUCGCUACAUUUAGAGUGUGAGACUACCAGCUGCAGUCAGAUGUAAUGUAGACGUCCAGGUGUUGGACAGCAGAAGUCCUGCAGUAAAUAUUAUAAAUAUAUUAACUCUGUUAUUUAAUGUACUGUUAGGUGUACCCAGUGAUGGAAAGUAACUAGUAAGUAGAUUUACUCUAGACCUGUACUUCAGUACAAUUUUUGAGGUACUUGUACUCUUUCUGGCUGUUUUCUGAAAUAUUAAAUCUAGUUACUAAUACUAAUACUAAUAUAAAAUACUAGUUUGUUUACAAUAUGGCUAAGAUUUCAUGAUAUUAUCGCCACUGUAGCAACCACUAUCAGUUAAAUAAGGCUGCUGAGAGGCUAAGCAGGCUCUUCAUAUUGGGACUUCUUCUAAUCAAAGAUCCACAGAAUAACAACUUAACUUAUAAUGUAACAAAACUAGAUGAAAUGAAAAUAUUUGAGCCUCACUCUUUGUCUGAAUCCCGCCACAGAGUAAACAGGUAAAAUAAGAUGGACCCACACCCUCUGUGCCAAUAACGGGAAUGAUGUGAUCCAGAGAACGUGUGUUAACUAAACAAAUGGACUUCUUCUAGCUUCUACUGUGAUAUUUAUAGAAAAAUAUUGAUGCUAUCAGUGAAAUUCACCUUUAAGUUUUGUGUCUUUGUGUGUUUUGUCUGUGAGUUACCGUCACCUUCACUGUUGGAGUGUGAACAACAAGGCGAGACUUUUUUUAAAUAUCAUGGUUGUCGUCAUCAUAAACUGACUUUACAGAUAUGAGAAAUAAAAAUAUGAGUUUAUAAAAUACAA